AUGAAUCAAUCUCAACCUUCAAUACCUCAACCUCUGGUCCCUCAACCUUUGAUACCUCAAUCUUUAAUACCUCUGGUACCUCAACCUUUGAUACCUCAACCUUUAAUACCUCUGGUACCUCAACCUUUGAUACCUCAACCUUUAACACCACAACCUCUGGUACCUCAACCGUUAAUACCUCAAAACGCUGUAAAUUCAUCAUUUGAUAAUCUUAGUGCUGAAAAAAAAUAUGAAAAUUUAACUAAAG
Dentiscutata erythropus is the source of this 247-nucleotide messenger RNA. Lineage: Eukaryota; Fungi; Glomeromycota; Glomeromycetes; Diversisporales; Gigasporaceae. The record is from the annotation of a GenBank genome assembly.